Messenger RNA from Alternaria alternata, 1035 nucleotides. Its product is annotated as syntaxin-5. Lineage: Eukaryota; Fungi; Ascomycota; Dothideomycetes; Pleosporales; Pleosporaceae. Gene Ontology annotation, biological process: vesicle fusion; endoplasmic reticulum to Golgi vesicle-mediated transport; intracellular protein transport. Gene Ontology annotation, cellular component: SNARE complex; endomembrane system; Golgi membrane. The record is from RefSeq and is a predicted model, not a curated record. The coding region runs from base 1 to 1035 and encodes 344 amino acids. Gene Ontology annotation, molecular function: SNAP receptor activity; SNARE binding. The transcript has 2 exons.
AUGGCCGUAUCGAUACAAGACCGCACCGACGAGUUCCGCUCUAUUCUUGCGCAGGCUCAGCGACGGCAGGCACAAUCCAAGACGGGCGCGCAACGGCAGUCGCUCCUCACACAGCAAGAGAAGGCACAGGCAAAUGCCAACCCACGGCGUCAACGCUCCGAGUUUGCGCGCAAUGCCGCAGACGUUGCCCGAGGUGUCGCAAGCACCAUGCAGAAGCUCGAGCGCCUCUCACAGCUGGCCAAGCGCAAGACGCUUUUUGACGAUCGGCCCGUCGAGUUUGACGAGCUCACUUUUGUCAUCAAGCAAGAUAUGACCGCCCUGUCAGGCCAGGUGCAGGCUCUCCAACAGAUGAACUCCAAGCAACACCCCAAGUCGAAACCUGGUGUGGAUCAAGAGGGAGAGCACAACAGCAAUGUCGUGGGACUGCUAAAAGACAAACUACAAAACGUGGGAAUGAACUUCAAGGAUGUCCUCGAAGUGCGGACAAAGAACAUGCAGGCAUCGCGGUCGCGCACCGAACAAUUUCUGUCAACAGCUGCCCAGCAAUCCCACAGCAGCCUCGAGCCAGGCAGGACCGAUUCCCCGUUAUACCAAACACCCCAGCGAGGCCGCUCUCCUGGAGGUUUUGGCCGCAAUACUAGCGCAGUGCAGCAAGACCUACUCUCGCUCGAGCCUUCCGGUUCGUCGGCUCUGACGCGAGGCGGUCCCCAAUCGGAUGCACAGAUGCUGCUGAUGGAAGAAGCUCAGCCCCAGAACGCAUACAUUCAAGAGAGAGGACGGGCAAUCGAGUCGAUAGAGUCUACCAUUCAAGAGCUAGGAGGCAUCUUCAGUCAGCUCGCCCAGAUGGUAUCUGAACAAGGAGAGCAGAUCCAGCGUAUCGACGCCAACACUGAGGACGUUGUAGACAAUGUCGAGGGUGCCCAACGCGAAUUGAUGAAGUACUGGAGCCGUGUGCAGGGUAACAGGUGGCUUGUUGCAAAGAUGUUCGGUGUGCUAAUGAUUUUCUUUUUACUCUGGGUACUCAUUUCCGGAUAG